AUGCCUUCAGCUAUUGUCACUGGUGCUACUGGAAUAACCGGGAGUGCGAUCGUACGCCAUCUCCUCAAAGACGACUCAUACGACAAGAUCUAUUCCUUCUCCCGUGGAAACCCAGGGUAUCAGGAUCCGAAAGUGCAACAUGUCAACCUGGACCUACAAAGCUCGGCGCGGGACAUGGCCCAUGCCUUUGAAGGGGUUUCCGCCGAAUAUAUCUUUUUCUGUGCCUACCUGGCGUCUGACGAUCAAGUCCAGUUAUCCCGGGUGAAUGAAAGGCUGCUCUACAAUUUCCUCGAGGCACUAGAGCUCAACGGCUCAGCAAAAAAGAUCAAGCGUUUCAUCCUCACUUGCGGCUUCAAGCAGUACGGUGUACACAUUGGACCCGGAAAACAGCCACUGCUCGAAGAUGAUCCUUUGUUAGAGAACAACGCAGGCGGAGUGUCUUGGCCGCCCAUAUUUUACUACCCGCAACAACGGGUCUUGGCCAACGCCGCCAAAAAGGGUGGUUGGGAAUGGGUUGCCACUCUCCCGGAAGAUGUUCUGGGAUACGCCCGGGGCAAUUUCAUGAACGAGGCCACGGCCCUGGGGCUGUACUGUGCGGUCAGUAAAGCCUUGCCUGGCUCGGAGCUGCCAUUCAUUGGCAGUAAGGCCAAUUACUUCACGUUCAAUUGUUGGACAUCAGCAAAUCUGCAUGCCAAGUUUUGUCUGUGGGCUGCCGUCGCUCCGGGUGCGGGGAACCAGAUCUUCAACGUCAUCAAUGGAGACACAGAGUCGUUCCAAAACCUGUGGCCACGUAUGGCCUCCCGAUUCGGGUGUCACAUUCCUGAUCCCAUGUUUCCAAACGGUGGGACCCCAAAUACCAAGGGUUUCAAGGGAUACGAGUCAUCUACAAUCCCACUCCAGAACAAGCCUCCUCUUAAAUCGUCAGCCGCGGCUUUAGGUCUGUCUUCGGACCCAGUCUCUAAUGACUCCCCCACGUUGUUUUUGCAGGUAGAUCCGGAGAAGUGGGCGAAACGAGAGGAUGUCAACCAAGCAUGGGCAAAACUCCGAGAACGAUGUGGUCUUGAUCAGCACGCAUGGGAUAAAGCAACUUGGAACUUCCUCACCAUGACCUUGGGUAGAGACUGGAGCUGUGUGGGAAGCAUGAGCAAGGCGAGGAAACUGGGCUGGACCGGGUAUGCUGAUACAUGGGAUGAGUUGGAAGAUACGUUCAAGAUUCUCGAGAGUGAAGGGGUUCUUCCACCUUUGGAUCAAUUGAAACGAGACUUCUAG
This is a messenger RNA of Penicillium salamii, 1269 nucleotides long. NCBI's taxonomy places the organism in Eukaryota, Fungi, Ascomycota, Eurotiomycetes, Eurotiales, Aspergillaceae. The record is from the annotation of a GenBank genome assembly.